Molecule: messenger RNA, 1167 nt
Organism: Gasterosteus aculeatus aculeatus (three-spined stickleback)
Lineage: Eukaryota; Metazoa; Chordata; Actinopteri; Perciformes; Gasterosteidae
Gene: med31
Product: mediator complex subunit 31
Biological process (GO): regulation of DNA-templated transcription
Cellular component (GO): mediator complex
Molecular function (GO): transcription coregulator activity
Source: RefSeq, a predicted model, not a curated record
GCAAACAGAGAACUGCUUUCCGGCAGGACGGCUUCACGCCAUUUGAUUUGUUGUACAGCAAAACAACAAAGACCGACGCUCGUAUGUUGACUAGUUCAUCGGUGUAGAUUAAGUUUAAGACGGUUUCAGGCUCGUUAACGUCAUCGGCCGUCGCCAUGGAAACAGAGGAGCAGGCCAGGAACCGCUUCCAGUCGGAGCUGGAGUUCAUUCAGUGUCUGGCCAACCCGAACUACCUCAACUUUUUGGCCCAGAGAGGUUUCCUGAGGGAGAGAAGCUUCAUUAACUACCUGAAGUACCUGCUGUACUGGAAGGAGCCCGAGUACGCCAAGUUCCUCAAGUACCCACACUGCCUCCACAUGCUGGAGCUGCUGCAGUACGAACACUUCCGGAAGGAGCUGGUGAACGCUCAGUGCACCAAGUUCAUCGACGAGCAGCAGCUGCUCCACUGGCAGCACUACUCCAGGAAACGCACGCGGCUGCAGCAGGCGCUCGCCGAGCAGCAGCCGCCGCAGCAGCAGCAGGCGCCGCCGCACGCCAACGCCGCCGCCAAGUGACCGGAGCGCCGGCAACGGAUCUGUGGGUGUUUGAAACGGACGAUAUUCUGGCUUUUUAUUUGACAUAAACAAAGAAACGUUCUAGAUUCGGAUCCCUGAAAUAUGACCCGAUUGAGACGUUGACCAGUAAUCAGUGCUAUAUUAUAUUUGAAUAUAAUGUGAUAUCAAACGAAAUAUAUUAUAAUAUAAAAUAUUUUGUAUGGUAAUAUAUUGUAAUACAAUCUGCUACAUGAUACUGAUAUUAUAUAUGAUUAUUUGAUAUAGUAUUUAAAAAGUGCCCUAUUAUGACAUGAUAUCAUUUUAUAGUUGAAUAUGAUAUAAAAUAAUAGUGUGUAAAAUAAUAUAGUAUCUAAAAUAAUAUCUAGAAUCAUGUUGUAUAAUAUAUGAUAUCAUAUUAUACAUCUUAUAAUAUGCUUAUUCCUGAUACUGAUGCUCUGUGUGAACUUGUUAUAAAUUAAACGGAAGGGUUUUGUUUAUUGGCGUUUUCUCCUGAAGCUCCAACAUGUUUAUUUUUUUAUGACAGACGAUUCAGUUUCAUGAUUACUUUUGUUAAGAGUUUGAAAAAUUCAACUGUUUUGACUUUGUUGGUAAUAAAAUGUUUGAUAUUGAUAUA